Trypanosoma rangeli is the source of this 2319-nucleotide messenger RNA. RefSeq names its product inositol 5-phosphatase-like protein. The record is from RefSeq and is a predicted model, not a curated record. The transcript has a single exon. Lineage: Eukaryota; Euglenozoa; Kinetoplastea; Trypanosomatida; Trypanosomatidae. Gene Ontology annotation, biological process: phosphatidylinositol dephosphorylation. The coding region runs from base 1 to 2319 and encodes 772 amino acids. Gene Ontology annotation, molecular function: phosphatase activity.
AUGAGGAAAGAAACACCAACGGAAGUCUCCCAUCGAAACUGCGCCCAUGGCAUCUCGUCUGCCAAGGCCUCUUCGCUUCUUCAAGUGGAACGUGAGAUGACGGGGAGCACUAGUGAUAACUCACAUCAAAGUGGUAGUGGUACCCACCGCUAUGGAGGCAGCGGUAAUAGUAGUAGCGGCAGUAGUGAUCGUAGUAGUCUCGAGGAUUCAGAUGUCAAUGUAGUGGCUGCAGCUCGCGACGGAGGCAGGUCAUUAUUUUCUAGAAUCAAUGCUUGCAUUAUGUCGUUGUUUGCCAUAAUUCGUUACUUCUUUAUGCUCCUAUUUUUUGGAAAUACUACCGCCAGGGUCACACAGGACCGUGACUCCCAUGCCGCGUUUAAAAAAGAUGACGAUUUCCCACACGAGGGCCGGAAGGGCAAUGAGCAAUGCGGUUGGACAACACCCAAAGGUUUUAAAUUAUCCACACCACGAUUUCGAUUUGACUCUGCGACCGCUGCAGAAAGUGAAAGCAAUUAUUCUGUGUCCUCUACUCGAACCAGUGAUGCAGCGCAGCGUCGAUUUCAGGCCAAUUGGAUCAUUCGUCAAUCGUUAAAAACGGAGAGGAUUGAAGGUAUGCAGAGGACUCUCCGUGUACAUGCCUGUACUUGGAACGUGGACCGGCAACCGCCACCCACCAGGAACAAUGGGUUUUAUGAGUGGCUGUUAGGGAGGCAAUUGAUGGAAAAACUAACUGCGUAUCAUGCUUCAGGUGACGACGAUAAUACCAAGCCUCGUUUUCCGAUUGCCGAGUUUCCUGAUGUUGUGAUUGUCACUCUACAAGAAGUAGAAAUGGGUGGAAUUGUUCUCGUACGGGAAUACACCGAAACGGGAGUCAUGUGGGUCGAGGCCAUCGUAGAUGCCUUAAAUAAAAUUAGUGAGCAUCGAGUAUGGUACAGGAGGGUGAAGUUGUUGCAGCUUGUGGGACUUGUGCUAAUUGUUGCGGUGCGCUGUAAGCAUAUUAAUUACGUCUCAAAUGUUCGUGCCUCGCUCACAAGAACAGGUGCAAUGAAAGGUGUGUGGGGAAACAAGGGAUCUCUCGGUAUUCGGGCCACAAUAUACGGUAAAAGGUUUCUUUUCAUUGCCGCACAUUUCGUAGCACACAAACAUAAUGAGCGUGCCCGUACCCUUAAUUAUCAUGCCUCGCUGAAGGAGCUAUGCUUUCAGUUGCCAGCAGAUGUGGAUGAUGAAAUGGAUGUGUUCCAGACUUUUAGCGCUGCAAGCGAUUUUAGUAUGGGGCAAGAUUCUGUUGAGAGCCGUUCCAGGUUGUCUCCUCUCCUUCGAAAGCUUCGUCUCUCCUCAUCCACAUUGUUGGAGAGAGAAGUGCUGGAUAAGUAUGACUAUGUAUUAUUUCUUGGUGACUUAAAUUCCCGUCUGCAUGGUGUCAAAGGCAACGACAUUCGUCGCCUUGUCCGGAAAGGCGAGUUCGAUCGACUUAUCUGUUACGACGAGAUACGGCAGGGAAUGAUCAGUGGCGAUACCUUUGAUGGCUUUCAAGAGGCCCUCAUAGCGUUUCCUCCUACGUACAAAUUUGACCACGAGACUGAUUUGUAUGACACAAGUAGAAAGAAGCGUGAUCCUGCAUGGUGUGAUCGCAUUCUCUUCCGCGUCUGCCUUCCCUGUGAGGAAUCUGACGACAUCUACGACAGUGAUACUGAGGAUGAUAAUGGUGAUAGUGAUCAAUGGGCUGCCGUUAAGACACAAACCAGAAGAUCGAUUGACCCCUUGCACAGGUCUUUUUCACAUGACGGCCCAAGAUUAACGCGCUCCUUGUCUGAGUUUACGCUUUCCAAAGUUGGCGUGCAUGAACCGCUUCUCACACAAUCUGAUGAUGUCACUUUACUCCAAUUAUCUCCCUAUUCUCUGAGCAGCAAAAGUACGGUGUCGUUGCUUGGAAAAUCAGAUUCCGCGCUGUCAAAUGUGAAUGUGCGGAACUGUUACCCAGAGGUUACGUCAAAGCUGAAGACGCAAGCUCUGACGACCUCCUCUCCGACGCAAACUGGAAUUUUUUGCGGUGAGACACAUUCUUUGGCAACGUUUCUUUCUGCACGGCGAUCGACAUGCAUAGACAAAAGUUUUAUGGUUUUCCCAAUGAUUCCGAAUAGUAUGCAUGUUAUCGACUAUCAUCAUAUUCAGGCACUGCGACAAUCCGAUCAUCGGCCCGUUUGUGCACAAUUCGAUGUGUCUGUCCUCUCACUUCGGAAGGAUUUGGUGGAUAAUGUGCUGAAAAAAGUGCAGGAAACGCUUACCAUGGAGGAGCCAAACCUCUUUCAGGAUUCAUGA